Molecule: messenger RNA, 590 nt
Organism: Lepus europaeus (European hare)
Lineage: Eukaryota; Metazoa; Chordata; Mammalia; Lagomorpha; Leporidae
Product: COP9 signalosome complex subunit 8-like
Exons: 1
Coding region: 111-590 (159 amino acids)
Biological process (GO): protein deneddylation; COP9 signalosome assembly
Cellular component (GO): COP9 signalosome
Source: RefSeq, a predicted model, not a curated record
UUCCGAACGCUCCUGCAUCAGUGGGAGAGCCAGGAGCUCGAGGUUCCUGGAGGGACUGCUACGCCCCAGUGUAUGGUCAGUUUCUAGCUUCAUAUUUACUCCAUAAUGACAUGAACAGUGCACGCCAUCUUUGGGAAAGAAUACCACCUGCUAUACAAUCGGCAAAUUCUGAACGUGGGGGAAUUUGGUCCAGUAGAAGAAAGAAUUCAGCAGAGGCAUUUCCCUGGGAUCUAAGCAACCAUCAAGCUUACCAGGGGUCCGAGCUGGUGCAGCCAAUCACGGAAGCACUGGGAGACGCGCUAAGGAGACAAGCCUUCACCCUGGUCUCCCAAGCAUACACCUCAAUAACUGCCAAAGACUGCACCUUGGUUGGGCUUUCUGUUGGGGCUGUGAAAGGCAUCUCAGAGCAAUGGUGGCUCCACAGAGCUGACUCCGCAACAAGGACGGUGCUGCCCAGAAAACCAGCUGCAGGGGCCCCAGACGUUUCCUUUAACAGACUGAUUCUCUUAUCGGAGCCUGCCCCAGCUCCUCCAGUUCCUAAUGAGCAGCGGGUAGCCAGAUUGACUGACGUGGCUAUCCUUGAAAACUGA